Colletotrichum costaricense is the source of this 2790-nucleotide messenger RNA. RefSeq lists its product as uncharacterized. The transcript is spliced from 7 exons. The record is from RefSeq and is a predicted model, not a curated record. NCBI's taxonomy places the organism in Eukaryota, Fungi, Ascomycota, Sordariomycetes, Glomerellales, Glomerellaceae. The coding region runs from base 1 to 2790 and encodes 929 amino acids.
AUGAAGCGUCUUUUUCAGACAGACUGGCGCAAGGACCGCGACAAACCCGACAAGCGGCCUAGGAAUGACGCGCAGGAGGAGGCGCCCAAUGUUCCGACCGAUGUGUUUCCUCCAGCCCCGUCGACAAGCCUACAUGGAUCGAACACCAUGGCUUCACGUGGGGCAUACGAACUGACUACAAGCUCGUCUAGUCCAAUAGGCAUGAGCGUGUUGCACGAUCCCUCCGAGGGAAACGCCGCUGUGGACAUCGUCUUCAUCCAUGGCUUGAAAGGUCAUCGUGAAAAGACCUGGACAUCAGACAAGGCAUCUGAGCCUUGGCCUAAAGCUUUGCUUCCGUCCGAAAUACCGGAUGCCCGAGUUUUGGCGUACGGCUACGACGCAGAUGUGGCCAAGGCUACCGAGAUGGUCUCAGUCAGUCGCAUUCGAGACCAUGCGGCGACUUUUUUGAAGAGACUUACGAACUUUCGAGAUCGAACCGACAGCUCUGCGCGUCCCAUCAUAUUUGUCUGUCACAGCCUGGGUGGACUGGUCUGUCAAGCUGCUCUCGCCCGCGCCCACACAAGAGAACACCUUAAAGAAGUCCUCGAAGCGACCCGAGGCAUACUCUUCCUCGGUACACCGCAUCACGGCUCAGCUCUUGCUGUGUGGGCAGAACGACUUGGCAAAUCCGUUGGAGUGCUAAAGCAGACAAACACCGAAAUCCUCGGCGUUCUCAGACCUGAGUCGGAGGUCCUCGCUGAGAUUCAGGACAAUUUUCACAACAUUACACAAUCCCAGACAAAAGCGGGAGUCGGCACUAUUCAGAUUACGUGCUUCUACGAGGAGCUGCCUCUUCCCGGAAUUGGGCUGGUCGUUCCUCAACACUCAGCCAUCUUCCCAGGUAAAGAUGCCAUUGGAAUACAUGGGACGCAUCAUACCAUGGUGAAGUUCAGCAGUCCUGAAGAUUCUGGAUUUAUCGAUAUUUGCGAUGAGCUUCGUACUUGGAUCAAGAAGUUUGAACGGAAAGUCUCUGUACUACCACGUCAAAGCACGCCACCUCUAGCAGUUGAGGAGCAAAAUGAGAAGAGGUCUACAAACCCGCCAAAGAAGACGGCAUCCAAAUUUCUUGUCCCAUAUGCGAAAAACAAGAGUUUCGUCGAACGAUCCGACAUCUUUACACGUCUUAAGAGCGAAUUUUGUCAUGGUCCUGAGGACGACAUUGAAGAUGCUAGAUCUCGAGUUUGUCUUUAUGGCCUCGGAGGGAUUGGAAAGACUCAAAUCGCCAUUGCGUAUACCUACUGGUUACGCAAGGCCCAUCCUGAAAUUUCUGUUUUCUGGGUACACGCCAGUGAUUCAGAUCGGUUCCGUCAAGCCUAUUCUGAGAUUGCGGAAGAAUGCAACAUUGCCGGUCGUAGUGACCUUAACGUCGACGUGCUAACGCUCGUAAAAUCUUGGUUUGAGCGGCAAAAGACUGGCCCCUGGUUUCUGGUUCUCGACAAUGCCGACAAUACCGAGCUGUUCUUUAAUGAUCAUACUCAACCCAACAACACCAAUUCAUCUGACGUCGAAUCGAACAAGGGUAACAGCAACAUGGCCCGCUUCCUUCCCCAAUACGGCAAUGGCUCGAUCCUCGUUACAACACGGAACAAAGAAGCCGGAUCGAGACUUGUUCCAGGCCAACCAUUAGUGGAGAUUGGACCUAUGAGCGAUGGAGAGUCGCUUCAAAUGAUUCGCGAGAUAGCUGGAGACUCUUCGCUGUCAAUGGAUGCCGCUACCGUCCUUUCAAACCGCCUUGAAAACCUACCACUCGCUAUUGCCCAAGCUGCAGCUUUUAUGCAUGAAAAUUGCAUGAGCCUACAUCAAUAUCUUGUUAUUCUGAGUAAGGGCGAUGGUGUCGAAGUUCAGCUACUGGGUGGGAAUUUUGAAGCCGUUGGUCGAGACGCAGACGUUCCACACGCUGUAAUGGCGACAUGGGUGGUGUCGUUCGAGCAUAUCAAGAAAAGGAACCCACUUGCGGCCGAUAUCUUGUCGAUGAUGGCUUUUUUUGAUCGUCAAGCGAUUCAAAGGCAGUUCAUGACUAUCUACAUGUACUUGGAAGUACGUCGCGAAAAGAAACAAUUCGAUAAUGAAAGCGACGACAAUGAAAGCGACGACAAUGAAAGCGACGACAAUGAAAGCGACGACAAUGAAAGCGACGACAAUGAAAGCGACGACAAUGAAAGCGACGACAAUGAAAGCGACGACAACGAAAGCGACGACAAUGAAAGCGACGACAAUGAAAGCAACGACAAUGAAAGCAACGACAAUGAAAGCAACGACAAUGAAAGCAACGACAAUGGAUCGUCACCAGGACAAGACGAAGCCAGACAUUACAAAGCGUAUUUCGAUUUCAACGCGAAAUUCCUAACCUCAAAAGACUUUGAGGACGACUCCAGGGAAGACAUUUGCGACUCGAUUGAGGACCACAUCAAUGAAUACUUCGGAGAUCCAGACCAAAGUCUAGAAACUUUGGAGCGGGAUGGGGCUUAUUCGAUUCUUCUCGAGCAAGCUCUAGGUAUUCUCAAGGCUUUUUCGUUCAUCAAGGAGAACAAAGAUGGAACCUUAUGCAUCCAUCGUCUCGUUCAGUUGGCAACCGCAAAUUGGCUCAAGAAGAAGGGCUCCGCAAGGUGGUUCUUCGGAAGGGCGCGGGCAACGCUGGACGAAUUCUCCCCAGCUUCUGCAAAGGCCAACUCUUUUUCUUACAAGUGUAUUCCUCAUUAUCGGGCUUUACUAGAAUACCUUCUUGGACAAUGCCUCGACCUUCAUGAUUAG